AAAAUAAAUAAAAACAAAGCCCACCCGACUUAGACUAACAGAUUACCCAAAAUUCCAUAAUCCAAAACAACGGCUAAACUCUCUAGAGCACUGAGAAUCCAAUUCUUUUUCCAAUGAAUGUUCCUCACUAGCAUCAUCAAAGCCUCACAUUCUCCGAUCACUAUCUCUACAGUAAACGAUGUCGUCUCGUAAGCUUCUCUCUGCUCUCCUCCGCUCCUCCCUCCGUCGCUCCUCCAGACCGUCGCUCUCCCACCACUCGAAAUCUCCUCUCGCUCGCCCUCUCCCCUCCCUCCUCUCACGCGCCACUCACUUCUCCACCUCCGCAUCCGCGGCGCCAUCGUCUUCUCCACCGAAGCCUGCUUCUUCCACUACCACCGUUGGGUCUGGUGGGAAGAUCGUUGAUGAAUUCACUGGAAAAGGUGCAAUCGGUCAAGUGUGUCAGGUGAUUGGGGCCGUCGUGGAUGUGCGCUUCGAUGAAGGCUUGCCUCCGAUAUUGACGGCGCUAGAAGUGAUGGACAAUUCGAUCCGGUUGGUAUUGGAAGUAGCUCAGCAUUUGGGUGAGAAUAUGGUGAGAACUAUUGCUAUGGAUGGGACUGAAGGGCUUGUGAGAGGACAAAGGGUUUUAAAUACUGGCUCUCCUAUCACCGUGCCUGUUGGUAGGGCUACCCUUGGACGCAUCAUGAAUGUUAUUGGAGAGCCCAUUGAUGAGAAGGGUGACAUCAAAACUGAGCACUUUCUGCCCAUUCAUAGAGAAGCUCCAGCUUUUGUUGAACAGGCAACUGAGCAACAGAUUCUUGUUACAGGAAUCAAGGUUGUAGAUCUCCUUGCACCUUACCAAAGAGGUGGUAAAAUUGGGCUCUUUGGUGGUGCUGGUGUAGGAAAGACGGUGCUAAUUAUGGAACUUAUCAACAAUGUUGCUAAGGCUCAUGGUGGUUUCUCUGUGUUUGCUGGUGUGGGUGAACGUACUCGAGAGGGUAACGACUUGUACAGGGAAAUGAUUGAAAGUGGUGUCAUUAAGCUUGGAGAUAAGCAGAGUGACAGCAAAUGUGCUCUUGUGUAUGGUCAAAUGAAUGAGCCUCCUGGUGCACGUGCUCGUGUUGGGCUUACAGGAUUGACUGUGGCUGAGCAUUUCAGAGACGCUGAAGGACAAGAUGUGCUUCUCUUCAUUGAUAACAUUUUCCGCUUCACCCAAGCUAACUCAGAGGUGUCUGCUUUGCUUGGCCGUAUCCCUUCUGCUGUUGGCUACCAACCUACCUUGGCGACAGAUCUUGGAGGCCUCCAAGAGCGUAUUACCACAACCAAGAAGGGUUCAAUUACAUCUGUGCAGGCUAUUUAUGUGCCUGCUGAUGACUUGACAGAUCCCGCACCCGCAACCACUUUUGCCCAUCUUGAUGCCACGACAGUGCUGUCCCGUCAAAUUUCUGAGCUUGGUAUUUAUCCUGCUGUUGAUCCCUUGGAUUCUACUUCUCGCAUGCUGUCUCCUCAUAUCUUGGGAGAAGAACACUACAAUACUGCUCGUGGUGUCCAGAAAGUCCUCCAAAACUAUAAGAAUCUACAAGAUAUUAUUGCUAUUUUGGGGAUGGAUGAGCUUAGUGAAGAUGACAAAUUGACUGUUGCUCGUGCCCGCAAAAUUCAAAGAUUCUUGAGCCAGCCUUUCCAUGUUGCAGAAGUAUUUACUGGAGCCCCUGGAAAAUAUGUUGAAUUGAAGGAAAGCAUCACUAGUUUCCAGGGAGUCUUAGAUGGGAAAUACGACGAUCUUCCCGAGCAGUCAUUUUACAUGGUCGGUGGCAUUGAAGAAGUCAUUGCCAAGGCAGAGAAGAUUGCCAAGGAUUCUGCUGCUUAGUUAUAUUUGUUCUGCUAAGGCUUUGCAGAAUUAAUUAAUAAUGUAGUUGGGUUGGCAUAUUAUUUUGAGAUGAAAAAAUCUCUGAUUUUGUCAAUUUAAGCUUGUUGAAACUUCUUGUAGGUUAAACUCAGGCAGAUAAAUGAGUGGCAUGGCAUACUCUUUUUAAAAUCAUGCCCUUUUUUUGCAAUAAAAAACAGACUCACAUGUAUUUAUUUUC
This is a messenger RNA of Hevea brasiliensis (rubber tree), 2060 nucleotides long. Its product is annotated as ATP synthase subunit beta, mitochondrial. NCBI's taxonomy places the organism in Eukaryota, Viridiplantae, Streptophyta, Magnoliopsida, Malpighiales, Euphorbiaceae. The transcript is spliced from 9 exons. Gene Ontology annotation, biological process: proton transmembrane transport; proton motive force-driven mitochondrial ATP synthesis. Bases 179 to 1843 code for a protein of 554 amino acids. Gene Ontology annotation, molecular function: ATP hydrolysis activity; proton-transporting ATP synthase activity, rotational mechanism; ATP binding. The record is from RefSeq and is a predicted model, not a curated record.